This is a messenger RNA of Caenorhabditis remanei, 1854 nucleotides long. RefSeq lists its product as uncharacterized. Gene Ontology annotation, molecular function: oxidoreductase activity, acting on the CH-CH group of donors. The record is from RefSeq and is a predicted model, not a curated record. Bases 1 to 1854 code for a protein of 617 amino acids. Lineage: Eukaryota; Metazoa; Nematoda; Chromadorea; Rhabditida; Rhabditidae. The transcript has 8 exons.
AUGCAUCGAAUCAAGCACGUAGUUAGAAUGGCGUCAUCGUCCAGUACAAAUGCGACUAUCGCUUCAAGGCAUACACAAUACAGUCAUGCCAAAACAGGCGGAUUCAGUCAGGAGGCUCCCACUUUACACAAUCCAUACAGAGAUGACCCAAUUCUUGACCGCGUUCUCCGUCGUCUGCUUCCUGAAUCCCAAUAUGUGAAAGUUUCUGCUGAUUUGACCAAGUUUGGAGAUCGCAUAACUUCGGAAAUUGAACAUUUGGGUAGACAAGCUGAAUUAGAACAACCGAGACUGGAACAUCAAGAUGCAUGGGGAAAAAGAAUUGACAAAUUGGUUGUCUGUAAUGAAUGGCAAAAAUUAAAACACAUUUGUGCUGAAGAAGGUGUUAUCAGUAUUGGAUAUGAGAAUGAUGUGGAUCCAUUUGUUCGUCGUAUUCAUCAAGUAGCCAAGCUUUUCCUCUUCUCUCCAUCUGCCGGUCUUGUAUCUUGCCCAAUGGCUAUGACGGAUGGAGCAGUCAAAACUCUUACGUCUCUAAACCUCUACGGGAAACACAAGCUCGCUACAGAGGCUGUCGAUAGACUGAGAUCUCGUGAUCCAACCAGCGCAUGGACAAGUGGACAAUGGAUGACUGAAAAGAAAGGAGGAAGUGAUGUUGCAGGGGGUUGUGAUACUUAUGCAGUUCAAAUCGAAAACGAUACAUAUCGUUUGAAUGGAUACAAGUGGUUCAGCAGUGCAAUCGACGCGGACGUUGCAUUAACUUUGGCAAGAAUUGUCGAUUCAGACGGGAAUGCAGUUGAAGGUUCUCGUGGAUUGUCGUUAUUCUUGCUUAGAAUACGUGAUGACAAUGGAAAUUUGAAUGGGAUUCAAAUGGUUCGUCUGAAAAAUAAAUUGGGAACGAAGCAGUUGCCGACUGCGGAACUUCUUCUCGAUGGAGCUAUUGCGGAGAGAAUCGGAGAACCAGGACGUGGAGUUGCUGGAAUUUCAAAUAUGCUAAAUAUUACUCGUAUUCAUAAUGCUGUUGCAUCUCUUGGAUACAUGAGAAGAAUAAUUUCUCUGGCCAGAGACUACUCUACAAAACGUGUUGUAUUCGGACAAACACAGUCUAAAUGGCCUCUUCACACCACAACUCUUGCUAAAAUGGAAGUCGAAACCCGUGGAUCAAUGCUUCUUCUCUUUGAAUCUGCUCGACUUCUUGGAUUAUCGGAAGCUGGAAAGAGUAGUGAUGUUGAUGCAAUGAUGCUUCGUCUCAUCACUCCUGUUCUCAAAUUGUAUGCUGGAAAACAAGCCGUACCUCUAGUUUCCGAAGGAAUAGAGUGUUUUGGUGGUCAAGGAUACAUGGAAGAUACUGGACUACCAACUAUUCUUAGAGAUGCUCAAGUGACUCCAAUAUGGGAAGGAACAACAAAUGUAUUGUCACUUGACGUUCUUCGCGUGUUCUCUGGAAAAGAAAAUAUUCUUCUCGCAUUUGGAAAACGAGUUUCCCAACUUCUUUCCAAUACGAAGUCAGAAGAGCCAAAACUCCAAAAAUCGAAGGAAUCGAUUGAAUCCGCACUGAAAGAACUUCAAAAACUUCUUGUGAAAGCAAGCGAUUCCGCAGUUCAAGGAGAAACUCGAAUCGAUACUGUAGCUCGUCACAUCUCUUUUGCAAUCGCCCGAAUUUAUUCCGGAGCACUUCUCAUCGAUCAUGCUUCCGAUUCCACAGUUGCUAAUCAAUCCGAUAUUGAGGUCGCUUAUCGUUAUUGCUGUGAACAGCCACUGAUUGAUCUUCGAUGGGAAUGGUUUGCGAACGAAAGAGUGAAAUCUGACAGAGCGAUCGUGUUUGACAACUAUUUGGGACUUCAGAAAAGCAAGAUCUAA